Messenger RNA from Otolemur garnettii (small-eared galago), 1530 nucleotides. It is a transcript of the gene AIFM2, whose product is annotated as apoptosis inducing factor, mitochondria associated 2. The transcript is spliced from 10 exons. Lineage: Eukaryota; Metazoa; Chordata; Mammalia; Primates; Galagidae. The coding region runs from base 164 to 1285 and encodes 373 amino acids. Gene Ontology annotation, cellular component: cytoplasm; mitochondrion. Gene Ontology annotation, molecular function: electron-transferring-flavoprotein dehydrogenase activity; flavin adenine dinucleotide binding. The record is from RefSeq and is a predicted model, not a curated record. Gene Ontology annotation, biological process: apoptotic mitochondrial changes; positive regulation of apoptotic process.
CCGCCGAGGGCGUUGCCGCGGGGCAGGGGCGGGCUCGGGCGCUGAGUCACGCCCCGCCCAGGAGCGUCUGGGGCCGUGCGGCCCGGAAGACUGGGGGUGCGGGAGCUGGAGCGGCUGUGCGAGUGCAACGGCGGCGGCGGCUGGCAGCAAUACCUGGUCCGAAAUGGGGUCUCAGGUCUCAGCCGACUCGGGAGCUCUGCAUGUGGUGAUUGUGGGCGGUGGCUUUGGUGGGAUUGCAGCUGCUAGCCAGCUGCAGGCACUGAACAUCCCCUUCAUGCUGGUGGACAUGAAAGACUCCUUCCAUCACAACGUGGCAGCCCUCCGGGCCUCCGUGGAGAGUGGGUUUGCCAAAAAGACAUUCAUUUCCUACUCCGUGUCCUUCAAGGAAAACUUCCGGCAGGGCCUGGUGGUCGGGAUAGACAUGAAGAAUCAGACGGUGCUUUUGCAGGGUGGGGAGGCUCUGCCCUUCUCACAUCUGAUCCUGGCCACAGGCAGCACUGGGCCCUUCCCGGGCAAGUUCAAUGAGGUUUCCAGCCAGCAGGCUGCCAUCCAGGCCUAUGAGAACCUGGUGAAGCAGGUCCAGCGCUCAAGGUUCAUCGUGGUGGUGGGAGGAGGCUCCGCAGGAGUGGAGAUGGCAGCAGAGAUUAAAACCGAAUAUCCUGAGAAAGAGGUCACUCUUAUUCACUCCCAUGUACCCCUGGCUGACCAGGAGCUCCUGCCCUGCGUCCGGCAGGAAGUGAAAGAAAUCCUCCUGCGGAAGGGUGUGCAGCUGCUGCUGAGUGAGCGAGUGAGCAACCUGGAGGAGCUGCCUCUUAACGAUUAUCGAGAAUACAUCAAAGUGCAGACAGAUAAAGGCACGGAGGUGGCCACCAACCUGGUGAUUCUCUGCACCGGUAUCAAGAUCAACAGCUCUGCCUACUGCAGCGCAUUUGAGAGCAGACUGGGCAGCAAUGGCGCCCUGCGAGUGAACGAGCACCUCCAGGUGGAGGGGUAUAGCAACGUCUAUGCCAUCGGCGACUGUGCUGACCUGAGGGAGCCCAAGAUGGCCUAUCAUGCUGGCCUCCAUGCCAACAUUGCUGUGACCAACAUUGUCAACUCCAUGAAACAGCGGCCCCUCAAGGCCUACAAGCCAGGUGGGCUGACAUUCCUCCUAUCCAUGGGGAGAAAUGAUGGUGUGGGCCAGAUCAGCGGCUUCUAUGUGGGUCGGCUCAUGGUCCGGCUGGCCAAGAGUCGGGACCUGUUCGUGUCCACAAGCUGGAAAACCAUGAAGCAGUCUCCACCCUGACAAGAAGGCUGCCACAGCAGUUCUAAAACAACGGGAAGAAAACACAAGGAAAGAAAGCCCUCGCGGAGACCUGCUGAAUUAGGGACUGAGGCUCUGGAAGAAUAUAAAACGCAGAGGGUUCCUCCCGUGAGCAGGACCUGCCCCACCACCUCUGCUGCCCACUGUCCCCUCCGCCCCCCUCCACUCCCCUGCCCUGCCGUCACCCUUCUUCUCUUCUUUUAAAAAAUAAAAUCCCACUCUUGUGA